Messenger RNA from Eucalyptus grandis, 4244 nucleotides. RefSeq names its product 5'-3' exoribonuclease 3. The transcript has 23 exons. The record is from RefSeq and is a predicted model, not a curated record. Gene Ontology annotation, molecular function: zinc ion binding; RNA binding; 5'-3' RNA exonuclease activity. Gene Ontology annotation, cellular component: nucleus. Lineage: Eukaryota; Viridiplantae; Streptophyta; Magnoliopsida; Myrtales; Myrtaceae. Bases 288 to 3509 code for a protein of 1073 amino acids. Gene Ontology annotation, biological process: nuclear-transcribed mRNA catabolic process.
CCACAAGUCAUCAAUUCCAUCCUCCCUCACUUUUGCCCUAAUUGGCCACGGCACGACGCGACGCCGUGUCCCGCUCGAACGUCUCCAACCUCGAGCUCCAGCUUCAACCUCCACCUCCAGCUCUUUCAUAGUUUCACGUUCCCUUCCUCCCUCCCCAAUCCCUCUCAAUUUCUCUCUCCUAGGGUUUCCGCCCCGCCCCCCCCUCUCUCUCUCUCUCUCUUGCUUCCUCUUCUCGUCCUUCCUUCCUUCGUCCUUCGCGAGCCUCGGCUCUGCUCGGGGUUUCCGAGAUGGGAGUGCCCGCGUUCUACCGGUGGUUGGCCGAGAAGUACCCGAUGGUCGUGGUCGACGUCGUCGAGGAGGAGCCCGUCGUCAUCGACGGGGUCCCGAUCCCCGUCGACACCAGCAAGCCCAAUCCCAACAGCAUCGAGUUCGACAACCUCUACCUCGACAUGAAUGGGAUCAUCCACCCCUGCUUCCACCCCGAGGACAGGCCAGCUCCAACAACAUUCAAUGAGGUGUUUGAGUGCAUGUUUGACUAUAUUGACAGACUUUUUGUGAUGGUGCGACCUCGAAAAUUGUUAUAUAUGGCUAUAGAUGGUGUCGCACCAAGAGCAAAAAUGAAUCAGCAGCGGUCGAGGCGUUUUAGAGCAGCUAAAGAUGCAGCAGAGGCGGCAGCUGAAGAAGAGCGGCUAAGACAGGAAUUUGAAAGUGAAGGCCGGAAGCUACCUCCCAAGAAUGAAUCUCAAGUUUUCGAUUCAAAUGUCAUUACUCCUGGAACAGAAUUCAUGGCUGUUUUGUCAGUGGCACUGCAGUAUUAUAUCCAUCUUAGGCUAAAUAAUGACCCUGGGUGGAGAUCUAUUAAGGUUAUCCUUUCUGAUGCAAAUGUUCCUGGUGAAGGGGAACACAAGAUCAUGUCAUAUGUCCGUCUCCAAAGAAAUCUUCCUGGAUAUGAUCCAAAUACACGGCAUUGCCUGUAUGGUUUGGAUGCUGAUUUAAUUAUGUUAGCUUUGGCCACACAUGAAAUUCAUUUUUCGAUUCUUCGAGAGAUUGUUUUCACUCCUGGUCAACAGGACAAGUGCUUCCUGUGUGGCCAAAUGGGUCAUUUGGCAGCAGAUUGUGAGGGGAAGGCAAAGAAGAAGUCAGGAGAAUUUGAUGAAAAAGGUGAUGAUGCUGGCAUUGUUAAAAAGCCAUACCAGUUUUUGAACAUUUGGACUCUCAGGGAGUAUUUGGAGUAUGAGUUCAGGAUUCCAAAUGUUCCUUUUGAAGUAGAUUUUGAGCGCAUCGUGGAUGACUUUAUCUUCAUUUGCUUCUUCGUUGGCAAUGAUUUUUUACCUCACAUGCCAACCUUGGAAAUUCGCGAGGGUGCGAUCAACUUGCUGAUGGCAGUCUAUAAGAAGGAAUUUAGAGAUUUGGGUGGAUAUUUGACUGAUGGAAGCAAGCCGAAUCUGGGCAGGGUUGAGCAUUUCAUUCAGGCUGUAGGGUCAUUUGAAGAUAAAAUUUUUCAGAAAAGAGCAAGAUUGCAUCAGCGGCAAUCAGAAAGGAUAAAGCGUGAUAAGGCUCAAAAAAAAAGAGGCGAUGAUGCCGCACCUCAAGUCGAACCUGAGUCUUUGGUUCCAGUUUCUCGAUUUCAGGGUUCCCGUCUUGCUUCAGGUCCUUCGCCCUCUCCCUAUGAGCAACAAGGAACUGAGUCUCGGAGCCAGGUUGACGCUAGAAACAAAAGGAAGUGGACUGCAGAUGAUAAUACAACUUCACAGGCACAUAAGGUUGCACGUUUGUCUUCAGGGGCAACAAUAGGUGCAGCCAUUGUUGAAGCAGAAAAUAGUCCUGAAGAGGUGUAUGAGAAUAAGGAAGAAUUGAAGGCAAAGCUUAAGGAAUUACUACGUGAGAAGUCUGAUGCUUUUAAUUCUGCAAACCCGGAAGAAGACAAGAUCAAAUUGGGAACACCAGGGUGGAAAGAAAGAUAUUAUGAAGAAAAAUUUUCUGCAAGGAGUCCAGAAGAACUUGAAGCAAUCAGGAGAGAUGUUGUUUUGAAGUACACAGAAGGCUUAUGUUGGGUAAUGCACUAUUACUACGAGGGAGUUUCUUCUUGGCAGUGGUUCUAUCCAUAUCAUUAUGCGCCCUUUGCUUCUGAUUUAAAGGAGCUUGGUCAGCUGGAUAUAAGCUUUGAGCUAGGUUCUCCUUUCAAACCUUUCAAUCAGCUACUUGGUGUUUUCCCAGCUGCAAGUUCCCAUGCCCUUCCAGAGCAGUACAGGAAGUUAAUGACUGAUCCAAAUUCACCCAUCUUCGAUUUCUAUCCUAUUGAUUUUGAAGUUGAUAUGAAUGGAAAACGCUACUCUUGGCAGGGUAUUGCCAAAUUGCCUUUUAUAGACGAAGUUCGACUUCUUGCAGAAGUUGAGAAAAUUGAACAUACUUUAACGGAGGAGGAAGCACGAAGAAAUAGUGUGAUGUUUGACAUGCUAUUUGUGUCAUCAUCUCAUCCUCUCUCGGUUUGCAUAUACUCUUUGGACAACCGCUGUAAACAGUUGAUGGACAAAGACCGGGCUGAAAUCAAGGAGCAACUUAAACCUGAGUUGAGUGGCGGGAUGAAUGGCUACAUUUCACCUUGCGCUGGAGAUCCAUGUCCUCCUUUUUUCAGAUCUCCUGUAGCUGGCAUGGAAGAUAUCAUGAACAAUGAAGUCUUAUGCGUCAUAUACAGACUCCCAGAUGCGCACAAACAUAUAACAAGACCACCUGCAGGCGUUGUCUUUCCCAAGAAGAUUGUGCAAUUGGAGGAUGUCAAACCUGCUCCUACUUUGUGGCACGAGGAUUCUGGAAGGAGGCCUUGGGAGAAUGGGAGCAACUCAAACACGGCUUACCAGAGGCAAAAUCCCCCUGGCACAAUGUCUGGGCGGCAGCUAGGAGACGCAGCACAUCGGCUUGUUGUCAACAGUUUACAGUAUAAAGCAGUGGAUGCUAAUGGUUAUGCCAAUUAUGGGCAUGCUCCGCCUCCAUACCCGGGCCCACUUUCAUGGCACCAAGAACAGUUCGUAGCGGCUCCACCUAGGAGCGCACUACAUCCCCCGGGCUUCCACCAGCACCCAAAUGCGACAAGUUCAAGAGAUUCCCAUGAUUAUGGUCACGGUCGACCCCACUCUCGACCAACAGCUCACCCUCGCGGUCAUGAAAGAAACAACUCAUCAGCAUCUCUGGGCAAUGGGUCUCAUUCUAGGCAUGCAAACUAUCCACGUGGACAGUAUAAUGGUCCAUCCAGGUACUCCCCUGGACCUAUCCAGCGGCCUCCCAAUGUGAGUGGUUCUUAUCAAUAUCAAGAGCCCUAUAAUAGUCACCAUAGUUCCCAUGUACAAGGAGGUCCUCCCGCUCAAGCCCAAUGGCGUGGAGGCUGGACUCCUCGAGGAAAUUAUAACCAUCCCAGAGGCUAUAUGGGCCCACAACAAUCAAGCAACCCUUACUCUGCGCUAGACAGAAGAGGUGAUCGGCAGCCACCUCCGCCAGGUUAUGGCCGCCGGUAGAAUUUUUUUCCUGUGAAUUGUGGUCGUAGGUUUAUUGCUUUAGGUGAGAGAAUGUUGUACAAUAGUCUGUUUUUUAAGUGUUUAAUAGCUGUAUCAAUUUUUUUCUUCUGCUCUACCUAGUUGGCGUAGCUAUGGGUUCUUUUCUGCCUGAUUAGAAGAACAUUUUUAUUUUUCUGUUUUUUAAAAGUGGCAGCUGCCAUUAUGCCAAUAAAAUCAAGCAUUCAAUGGCAUUUGGUAGCCUCGAUUCAUGUUUUUCUUUACAUCUUUGUGUCGCAUUCUCUCAAGUUGCAAUAUUCCCAGAAAUGUGAGGAGGAGGUUUUUGGUGAAAGUGAGGUUGUAGUGUAGUUAUGGUCCCGAGCGAACGAACAAUGAACAAGGAAUUUACGAGGAUGGUGCACCGAGUUCUAAUAAUUUGGGGAAGUUGAUCUUCCACUCCAACGAUGAGGAGUCUUGAGUACCUGGAUUUUGCCUCUGCGUGAGCCUUACGUGUUAGAGAUGAAGUUAUAUUUAUGGGUAGACAGCAUCUUUGUUCCUCUACUCACAGUUUUAUUUGUAUGGUUGAAUCUAUUUUAUUCAUGCUGUUCUUUUAUUGUGCUUAGCUUUUGGCCUUGGAUUUGCGGCCGUGUACCAUAGAAAGAUUUAAACUUUCCAGUCUGCAGCUGCUUAUGCACAUCUUGUGAUGGUCAGCUGGAUGGAUUCUGUAUUUGAAGCAUAAUCUCAUCGGUUGUUUAUUUA